GGCGGAGCGUCGCGUCCGUUCCACCGCCUCACGGAGCAGCCGCCAUCUUGUUUCUCGCCCGCUUCGCGCUCGCUCCGUUCCUAGUCACCCCCCCUCCCUUCUCCCUUCAGCCGGGCGGGAGGCAGAGCGGUAGCGGGUCCCCUCCCCUCGGUGCCCCGGGCAGAGGAGGUGGAGGUCGCGGCGCUGGCUUGGCUGUUAUCACCAUGUCCACAGAUGGUGGCUUUGGCGCCGCUGGCAGUAGUGAUGCUCAGCAAAGCCUGCAGUCUUUCUGGCCUCGGGUCAUGGAGGAGAUUCGAAAUCUAACAGUGAAAGACUUCAGAGUGCAGGAACUCCCACUGGCUCGUAUUAAGAAGAUUAUGAAACUGGAUGAAGAUGUGAAGAUGAUUAGUGCUGAAGCUCCUGUGCUGUUUGCCAAGGCUGCUCAAAUAUUCAUAACAGAAUUGACGCUACGGGCAUGGAUACACACUGAAGAUAACAAGCGGAGGACUCUGCAGAGGAAUGAUAUUGCCAUGGCAAUUACAAAGUUUGAUCAAUUUGACUUUCUCAUCGAUAUUGUUCCAAGGGAUGAACUUAAACCUCCAAAACGUCAGGAAGAGGUGCGCCAGGCUGUGACUCCUGCUGAGCCUGUCCAGUACUAUUUCACGCUUGCUCAACAGCCUGCCGCAGUACAGGUACAGGGGCAACAGCAGGGACAACAGACCACCACAUCCACUACUACCAUCCAGCCAGGACAGAUCAUCAUCGCUCAGCCUCAGCAAGGACAGACCACCCCAGUGACGAUGCAGGUUGGUGAGGGUCAACAGGUACAGAUCGUCCAGGCACAGCCACAAGGACAAACGCAGCAGGCUCAGAGUGGAACUGGGCAGACCAUGCAAGUCAUGCAGCAGAUAAUCACCAACACAGGAGAAAUCCAGCAAAUUCCGGUUCAACUGAAUGCUGGCCAGCUGCAGUAUAUCCGCUUAGCUCAGCCAGUAUCAGGCACCCAGGUAGUCCAGGGACAGAUCCAGACGCUUGCAGCCAACGCACAGCAGAUUACACAAACAGAAGUCCAGCAAGGACAGCAGCAGUUCAGCCAGUUCACAGAUGGACAGCAACUCUAUCAGAUUCAGCAAGUGACCAUGCCUGCAGGUCAGGACAUCACCCAGCCCAUGUUUAUUCAGUCCACCAAUCAGACUUCUGAUGGACAAGCGCCUCAGGUGGCAGGGGACUGAAUUAGCCCACCCUAGUGAGUAUUCUGUCAGCAUGGAAAUUGACACACACCAGCUUGACUUCUGCCAUUCCGACCGGCU
Terrapene triunguis (Three-toed box turtle) is the source of this 1289-nucleotide messenger RNA. It is a transcript of the gene NFYC, whose product is annotated as nuclear transcription factor Y subunit gamma. Gene Ontology annotation, biological process: regulation of DNA-templated transcription. The record is from RefSeq and is a predicted model, not a curated record. The coding region runs from base 204 to 1211 and encodes 335 amino acids. The transcript is spliced from 10 exons. NCBI's taxonomy places the organism in Eukaryota, Metazoa, Chordata, Testudines, Emydidae. Gene Ontology annotation, molecular function: protein heterodimerization activity; DNA-binding transcription activator activity, RNA polymerase II-specific; DNA binding. Gene Ontology annotation, cellular component: CCAAT-binding factor complex; nucleus.